UUCCACUCUAGUCUGACAUGCUUCUUUAGUCAUUCUUGUCCUUGUGCUCAAAACAGCUGACUCUGAUAAGUGCUCUGAGGUCGCUUGAAAUAUGGCAAAAUACAAGUCUGACACAUCAACUCAGGUCUAUGAAUUUGAUAAUGAAACGUCAAUGACUUAUACACCUCCAUGUAACACAGAUGACAUUAAUAAUUUUGGUAAAAAUUUUCUUCCACUGUUCUACUCUGCCAUCUUCACCAUUAGCAUAUUAGGCAAUGGAUUGGUACUGUACAUCUUAUAUAAGUUUGAAAAUCUCAGAGCCAUCACUAACAUAUUCCUCAUCAACCUGGUGGCUUCUAACCUGAUUGUCAUCUUCAGUCUUCCGUUUCAAGCUGUUUACCAUUACCAUGAGUGGAUCUUUGGCAGUGUAGCCUGCAAAAUGGUGGGCGGUGCCUACUUCUUGGGCAUCUACAGCUCAGUCCUCUUCCUCACGCUAAUAACUUUGGACCGGUACCAGGCUGUAGUUCAUGCUGUGGCUGCCACAAAGCGUCGGCACAGCUGCUAUGCCUUCACCAUGUCUGCCAUUGUCUGGAGUGUCUGUGGCAUCGCUAGCUUGGAGGCCUUUUUCAGUCACGAUACAGAGGAUGACCUAUUUCUGGGGAUCACCUGUGGCAAAACCAGUGACUCCAAGGUCCUUGGCACCUACCCUCAGUUUGUGAUAUUUUUUAUCUUCCCAUUGGCUGUCACCCUGUAUUGCUACAUCAGGAUUGGUGUAGUGGUGAUCUUAUCCCGGAUGAAGGGCAAACACAGGACUGUUAAGAUUAUUUUUGUCAUUGUGGUGUUAUUUUUCAUGUGCUGGACCCCAUACAAUGUGGUAUUAAUAAUGAAAGAGCAUAACAGUGGUGACAAUUGUGAUGACAGUCUUAUUUACGUACAGUAUAUCACUCACAACAUUGCUCACUUGUACUUCUGUGUCAACCCUGUAUUCUAUACUUUUGUGGGUAGAAAAUUCCAGACUCAUGUUCGUCGGCUGCUGGUGAAUCAGGUGCCAUGUUUAACAAGUCAUAUGACUGUCACCACAAACAGCAGAUCAUUUUCUUAGAUGAUUCCUUAGCCUAUAUGUGACUAGACCAGAGAUGGCACUGUAAUCUAAAUUAAUGCAUUAUUAUUUCCUAAGUAAGAACUUCAUAGUAUAUGGACACAGAAUGAGUGCAGACUUUGAGCACAUUGACAGAGAA
Molecule: messenger RNA, 1217 nt
Organism: Electrophorus electricus (electric eel)
Lineage: Eukaryota; Metazoa; Chordata; Actinopteri; Gymnotiformes; Gymnotidae
Gene: ccr12b.2
Product: chemokine (C-C motif) receptor 12b, tandem duplicate 2
Biological process (GO): calcium-mediated signaling; G protein-coupled receptor signaling pathway; immune response
Cellular component (GO): external side of plasma membrane; membrane
Molecular function (GO): C-C chemokine binding; C-C chemokine receptor activity
Source: RefSeq, a predicted model, not a curated record